This is a messenger RNA of Arabidopsis arenosa, 1333 nucleotides long. NCBI's taxonomy places the organism in Eukaryota, Viridiplantae, Streptophyta, Magnoliopsida, Brassicales, Brassicaceae. The record is from the annotation of a GenBank genome assembly.
AAGAGCUACUUGAGAGAAUGAAACAGUCUUUUAAAACUUGUUUUCUUUUUACUACCUUAAAACUUGUCUUGAUCCGAGUUCUUUCAAAGAAGAGAUGGAGAAGAUGGAAGAUGGAGGAAUCUUGACAUAUGAUGCUAGAUAUGUUAUGUACAAUGUACUCGGUAACAUUUUCGAGCUAUCUUCAAAAUACAUUCCUCCUAUUCAACCAGUCGGUCGAGGUGCCUAUGGUAUUGUCUGCUGUGCUACAAACUCAGAGACAAACGAAGAGGUUGCUAUAAAGAAGAUAGCAAACGCGUUUGACAACAGAGUUGAUGCUAAAAGAACUCUCCGAGAGAUCAAACUCCUUUGCCACAUGGAUCAUGACAACGUUAUCAAAAUGAAAGAUAUAAUUGAGCCACCAGAGAAAGAAAGGUUCGAAGAUGUGUAUAUUGUUUAUGAGUUGAUGGAUACUGAUUUGCACCAGAUCAUUAGAUCCACUCAAACUCUGACCGAUGACCACUGUCAGUAUUUCCUUUACCAAAUUUUGAGAGGCCUAAAGUACAUACACUCUGCAAAUGUACUUCACCGCGACUUGAAACCAAGCAACUUGGUUCUGAAUACGAAUUGUGACCUUAAAAUCUGUGAUUUUGGGCUAGCAAGAACGUCGAAUGAGACAGAGAUAAUGACUGAGUAUGUUGUGACGAGAUGGUACCGUGCACCUGAAUUGCUUCUCAACAGCUCUGAAUACACAGGAGCUAUUGAUAUAUGGUCUGUUGGUUGUAUUUUCAUGGAGAUACUCAGAAGAGAGACACUUUUCCCCGGUAAAGAUUACGUUCAGCAGCUGAAACUUAUCACUGAGCUCUUAGGGUCACCAGAUGACUCGGAUCUCGACUUCUUGAGAAGCGAUAAUGCGCGAAAGUACGUAAAACAACUCCCACAUGUUCAAAAACAAUCAUUCAGAGAAAAGUUUCCAGACAUUUCCCCAAUGGCUCUAGAUCUUGCUGAAAAGAUGCUAGUUUUCGAUCCUUCCAAACGCAUCACAGUGGAGGAAGCACUGAAGCAGCCGUACUUGGCAAGUCUCCAUGAGAUCAACGAAGAACCAACGUGUCCUUCGCCUUUCAGCUUCGACUUUGAGAAGACAGCCUUGGAUGAACAAGACAUCAAGGAGCUUGUCUGGAGAGAGUCUUUACACUUCAAGAAUAAGUAAUCUCCCAAAUUCUCACUCUCCCUACAAUUUAAGACAUUUGCAAGCUUAUUUUUCUAAGUUGUGGGGGAAUAGUUUACAUAGCUCGUAUGUGUGCAUGUAUUUGUUUUGAUGAUGGUUGUGCAAUGGGAAGAAAGUGCUUGCCCAAUC